This is a messenger RNA of Mesoplodon densirostris (Blainville's beaked whale), 1438 nucleotides long. It is a transcript of the gene CFAP298, whose product is annotated as cilia and flagella associated protein 298. The transcript is spliced from 6 exons. NCBI's taxonomy places the organism in Eukaryota, Metazoa, Chordata, Mammalia, Artiodactyla, Ziphiidae. The record is from RefSeq and is a predicted model, not a curated record. Gene Ontology annotation, biological process: regulation of cilium movement. Bases 524 to 1366 code for a protein of 280 amino acids.
GGGCUGGGCACCUGUGGGUUCCCACCACCCCACCCAUUCCCGACCUAGCAACCUCUUUCCCACCCACCCAUCUCCCUGGGUGGAAUCUUGGGCCCCAGGCGAGCCGACUGGGCGGCCAGCGCUCCACUCCGCCGGCUGGUCUGUUUGAGGGUUGCCCCGACGACAGCCACUUCCGGGAGCAGGGCUCGGCGAAUCCGGCUCGGCGGGUGCGGACGGGCCCCGGAGGCCCUCCCGGACUGCGUGGAUCGUUGCUCGGCAGCACCUGCUCCCAGGAGUGGAGGGCGGGGUCUCCGCGCACCAUAGCUUCCGCAGCCUCGGAGUCUGACUUUGAGCGGCGGCCCUCAGACUGUUUCUUUGUUGCUCCUGGCAACAGCCACUUCCGGGAGCGAGUGCAGUUCCCCCAGCAGCGCGAGCCCCGGAGCCCCGGGUUCCCGCCUCCUAGCGGCAGUUAGUCGGUUGGUCGUCGCUGUUCGGCGCUCAUCCCGGGCCUUCUCGCCGCCUCGGCGGGACCUCCGGAGCCACCAUGGUUCUGCUGCACGUGAAGCGGGGCGACGAGAGCCAGUUCCUGCUGCAGGCGCCGGGGAGCACGGAGCUGGAGGAGCUCACGGUGCAGGUGGCCCGGAUCUACAACGCGCGGCUCAAGGUGCAGCGCGUCUGCUCAGAAAUGGAAGAAUUAGCAGAACAUGGCGUAUUUCUCCCUCCCAAUAUGCAAGGACUGACUGAUGACCAGAUUGAAGAUUUGAAAUUAAAGGAUGAAUGGGGUGAAAAGUGUGUCCCCAGUGCGGGUUCAGUGUUUAAAAAGGAUGAUAUUGGACGAAGGAAUGGACAAGCUCCAAAUGAAAAGAUGAAGCAAGUUUUAAAGAAGACUAUAGAAGAAGCCAAAGCAAUAAUAUCUAAGAAACACGUGGAAGCCAAUGUCUGCGUUACCAUGGAGAUGGUGAAGGACGCCUUGGACCAGCUUCGAGGUGCAGUGAUGAUUGUUUAUCCCAUGGGGUUGCCGCCAUACGAUCCUAUCCGGAUGGAAUUUGAAAAUAAAGAAGAUCUGUCGGGGAGUCAGGCAGCACUCAGUGUCAUCACAGAAUCAGAGGCACAGUUGUGGUGGGCAGCGAAGGAGCUAAGACGAACCAAGAAGCUUUCGGACUACGUGGGAAAGAAUGAAAAAACCAAAAUUAUUGUCAAGAUUCAGCGGGGUCCCCCCCACGAUUAUCUCUACCCCUCCCUCACUGGACCUGCAGUGGCUGACUUGGGAAUGGCUGGGACCGACACGGCAUCACCCAGCCUCCACCGUGAGGGCCCAGGGCCAGAGCGAGACUCCCCUCGUGCUUCCCUGCGGAUGAUCAGAAACGCACGACCUGUUUAUCUUUAGCAGUCGGCAAAGGCAAUUGUAAGGCGUGAGCUGUAACUUCCUGGGUCGUCCUUCUAAGAACGCCUCAGUCCG